ACUUUGGACACACUUUCGGCCUAUACAGAACCAAGCAAUUCCUCCUCCAUUUCUAUAUACUCAAAGUAGCUUGGUGGCCCUGAGCCGGACUCCUGCACUGUUGCCAUUUUUGCCUCAACACGGCUAGUAGUACUACAGUAGGUUGUGACGAUAUGAAUAGUGAUAACUCCAAUGAUAGCGAAACUAGUCAGCCAGUAACACCUUCAAAUGACGAUUGUUGUCAUAAUGCAUGUGAUCCUUGUAUUUUUGAUAUACACAGAAAGUUACUUGAACAAUAUGAAAGGAAAAAAAAACUAAAUAUAAAAGUACAAAAUAGAAAUAAUUUACUGUGCUCAUUUUUAUACAAAAACUUUGUAGUUAUUAAUAAAACGGUAGUUUCCGAAUGUUACAUUCUACUUUGUUUGAAAUAUCAAGAACACAAAUCAAGAAAUGAUGCAAGUUUAUUAAUUAAUCCAGGACAACAUGUUAUGUUACAUUUAAAGGAUGCAACCAAACCAUUAACUCCAAUUUCUUGGACAGAUGACAGCAUUCAGUUUUUAAUUAAACUUUACCACAACGGAAAAUUUAAUACGUAUUUAAAGAAUAUAAAAUUAGGUGAUGAAAUUCGUAUCAGAGGACCAUAUGGGAAUUUUAAAUAUAAAAGUAACAGUUUUCAGAACAUAAUUAUGUUUAGUAUGGGUUCUGGAAUAACAGCAGUUUAUCCUAUAGCAAAGUCAAUUGUAGAUAAUGAACUCGAAGAAACCAAGAUUCAUCUUAUUGGAGGAUUUCAGAAUAUAUUACAGAUACCUUUGAAAAAGGAAUUACAAGACUUAUCAGAUUAUUGGAAUUUUAAAUGUACAUUAUAUAUAUCACAAUUACGCAAUAAUGCUUAUAAUCUUCAUGGCAUAAAUAUAAAAUCCGGUCGAUUAAAUAAUCUAACAAUCUCUAAAAUGCUUGAAGAUAAUAUCAAUAAUACAACAUUAAUCUUAAUAUGUGGUACUAAUGAAUUUAAUAGGUCUGUUGAACAGUGGACAAGAUGCAUGAAUCAUACAUAUAUACAUGUGUUUGAAUAAAAUCGGUGUAACUUA
This is a messenger RNA of Hylaeus volcanicus, 1067 nucleotides long. Its product is annotated as NADH-cytochrome b5 reductase-like. Gene Ontology annotation, molecular function: oxidoreductase activity. The record is from RefSeq and is a predicted model, not a curated record. The transcript has 4 exons. Lineage: Eukaryota; Metazoa; Arthropoda; Insecta; Hymenoptera; Colletidae. The coding region runs from base 153 to 1052 and encodes 299 amino acids.